Rhineura floridana is the source of this 3969-nucleotide messenger RNA. It is a transcript of the gene GNAZ, whose product is annotated as G protein subunit alpha z. The transcript is spliced from 3 exons. Gene Ontology annotation, molecular function: GTP binding; G-protein beta/gamma-subunit complex binding; G protein-coupled receptor binding. Gene Ontology annotation, biological process: adenylate cyclase-modulating G protein-coupled receptor signaling pathway. Gene Ontology annotation, cellular component: heterotrimeric G-protein complex. NCBI's taxonomy places the organism in Eukaryota, Metazoa, Chordata, Lepidosauria, Squamata, Rhineuridae. The record is from RefSeq and is a predicted model, not a curated record. The coding region runs from base 1240 to 2307 and encodes 355 amino acids.
ACCCUGCAUUUCAGUCUCCAGAAGCACCUGCUCUUCAGCGUUGGGGACGGGACUCCGCGGCUUCCGUUCCGUUAAGCGAUUCCCUGCAGGACCCCCGGGGAGCCCUCACGUGCAGCUCCCGCGCGGGGUGCCCUCCCGACGGCACAGCAGGGCCAAGGGGCGGAGGCUCGGGGCGCCGGUGCCCGCGAAGCCACACACACGCGAGGCCAGCCAUGCCGCCGUCCGCCGCGAGCGCACCUCCGGGGCCACCACGUGGCAGCUGCCAGGCCGAGGCGAGCUGGGCUCCACUGCGCACGGCCUCGGCGCGCCCGCCAUUGGCGAGCGCGCGCGCCAAUCCGGGCGUCGGCCGGCCAAUCCGGGCGUGCGGAGCCUCUGCGGCGCACCAGCCCCUCCAGCGCCCGCGGCUCCCGAGCGUGGUCUGCUGUGGCGCGCGGCUGCUGCGGGGACCCCCCAGCCGCCGGGGACGGCCCUGACCUGACCUGCGCCGCAGCCCCCCCUCCGGACGGCUCCGCGCGGCCGCUGCAGCCUCAGCAGCAAAGGGAAGGCAGGCAGGCAGGCAUCCCCCGCCGGUGCGCUGCUGCCGGUCCCGGGGGGAGGAUGGGAGCCUUUGCGCUGACGAAGCCCGCCGGUACCAGCAGCGGAGGAGGAGGAGGAAGAGGCUGCCUGCCCCGCCUCUGGCGACUGUAGAGAGGUUCAUGCGCUCAGACCUGACUGGCCUAAAGAAUCACAUGUGAAAGGGAAGCCAAAUAAAUACAGCACAAGCUUGACAGGAGCUUUAGCUGCACCGGAUGGCAUUGCUACAGCAACUGGAAAAUACAAGUGAAACUUACAAGUGCAGCAGAAGCAAGUGCAGCACCUUCCUUUUGUGCAAAAGAGAGCGGCAGAACUAUGCAGGAGAGCAAAGGGGGGCACUUGACAGAUUUUGACCACGCUGUGGACAAGGAAAACUUCUCUUCCUGAACAGGGUUGGGCAACUGCUUACUCAGAAAAUGGGAGUGCCACGAGGACUGCUGAGAUUAUUGUUUGUUUGUGGUUGUGUGUUGUAGCUUUGUAAUCCUGCUGGGACUGAACUGCUUGGUACAGGUCCACUGAGGAACAUCACAUAUUGGACAGUGCUUUCCCCCUGCUCCCAGAGGGUACGCCUGAUACAAGAAUUGCGACAGUUCUUUCUGGAAGGGAGGGAAAAAGAGAGAGAGAGAGAGUCUCCAGCUAUCCCCUUCUGCUAGUCUGUGCUGUACCAUGGGAUGUAGGCAAAGCUCUGAGGAGAAAGAGGCAGCGCGGCGGUCCCGAAGAAUUGACCGCCACCUGCGCUCUGAGAGUCAGCGUCAACGGCGCGAGAUCAAGCUUUUGCUCCUUGGCACCAGCAACUCUGGCAAAAGUACCAUUGUCAAGCAAAUGAAAAUUAUUCACAGUGGUGGCUUUAACUUGGAGGCUUGUAAGGAGUACAAGCCUUUGAUUAUUUAUAACGCCAUUGACUCCCUCACUCGCAUCAUCCGCGCUCUGGCUACUCUGAAGAUUGAGUUCCACAAUCCUGAUCGAGCCUAUGAUGCGGUGCAACUUUUUGCUCUGACAGGCCCUGCUGAAAGCAAAGGAGAGAUCACACCUGAGCUGCUUGGGGUGAUGAAGAGGCUCUGGGCUGACCCUGGGGUGCAGGAGUGUUUCUGUCGCUCCAAUGAGUACCAUCUAGAGGAUAAUGCUGCCUACUACUUGAAUGACCUAGAAAGGAUUGCUGCAUUAGACUAUAUCCCGACUGUGGAAGACAUUCUGCGCUCUCGGGACAUGACCACGGGGAUUGUGGAAAAUAAGUUUACUUUCAAAGAGCUGACUUUCAAAAUGGUAGAUGUGGGUGGGCAGAGGUCUGAGCGCAAAAAAUGGAUCCACUGUUUUGAGGGGGUUACAGCCAUAAUUUUCUGUGUGGAGCUGAGUGGAUAUGACUUGAAGUUGUAUGAAGAUAACCAAACAAGUCGAAUGGCAGAGAGCCUUCGUCUUUUUGACUCCAUUUGCAACAACAACUGGUUUAUCAACACCUCCCUCAUCCUCUUCUUGAAUAAGAAGGAUCUCCUGGCAGAAAAAAUCCGCCGCAUCCCGCUGACAGUCUGUUUUCCUGAGUACAAAGGCCAGAACACUUAUGAGGAGGCAGCUGUCUAUAUCCAGCGUCAGUUUGAGGACUUGAAUCGCAACAAGGAGACCAAGGAGAUUUAUUCACAUUUUACUUGCGCCACUGAUACCAGUAAUAUCCAGUUUGUGUUUGAUGCGGUGACAGAUGUCAUCAUUCAGAACAACCUCAAGUAUAUCGGUCUUUGCUAAGGACCUGUGCAAAUGAAUCUGGCUUCUUACGGUGAAACGAAAUAGGUGAACCGCAGUCAUCUGUCACAGUGGAAACAAUGGGGGCAGCAUUUGGAAGACCCAGUCAUGAAAGGGAGACUUCUGAAGUAUGUUCACAGAUCCCUUCAGCUGCCUAUACACCUUUUUGCAAAAAACAAUGUCUUAGAGUGGGCAAACCUCCCACAACCUGGUGAGGUUUUGAACUGUACGGAAGUGUUUUCACUCUGGUCGCACCAUCCACUGGCUCAUUCUGUUUCAUUUCUUUUUCCUGAGAUAGUGGAGCCACCAUGUUCUAUGUAUAAUGAGACAGGUUGUUGUCUUUUAUCAUCCUAGAAGCCAUUGCACAGUUGGGAAGAUGCUGAGCUGGUGAGUGGGGGAGAGGGAUUUGCUGAGACUCCCCACCCUCACGAAUAAAGAGAGCAGAGGCCAGAGAAAAGGCAUAUCUGAGCAAAGUGUUCCUUAACGCACAGUAUGGUGCACGGCGGCCUCUAGGUUAUAGAGACAUGGAUCAAGUAAGCACAGGCACCCAACUUGCAGCAAGUACAAAGUACAUAGUAGGUACACACAUUGUCUUUGCAUCAUGGUUUAUCAUGAAUAUUCUGUCUGUGGAAGGAACUGAUAGUGCAGAAUAGGUCCUGCAAGCCCCCACCCUGACCAGUAACCCUUUCUGCUGUUCACAACUUCAAUGUGUGUGCAAAUAAAUAUGAAUGGAAAUAUUAAGUAAAGAUUACGCCAAAUUCCGGUCAGUGUUUCUUGUAGCAGUGAGGAAUUUUAUACAUCAAAGUCUUCUUUUACAUCUUUUUUUGCCAAAUAAUUUGUGCUCUUUCACAAAAACUCUAAAAGUUUAAUAUAAGUGGUCCAGUUUCUUUUUAAAUACAGAUAUAAAAGGUAUACUUUUUAAAAAAAUUAUUGUUUUGCGUCUCGGUUUUGAGUGUGCUAACGGACAAUCCUGUUCCAUUGCUCCGAGGAAAUUCUGACAAUUAUGGCAACAUUUGCAACAGCCUUUCUAAACACAGGAGCCAGUGAAACUGUGUACAAUAUAGCCUCUUAAAUCUUUUUUUUUUGGGGGGGGGGGAUGUUUAUUUUUUAAAAAAUGUGCUGUAAUUAUUAGGUGAACGGAUGAGUGAUAUGAACAAUACUUAAAUGUCUUGAUAUUUAAAUUUUCAAAACUUAGUGGAAUUCAAGAAAUGGAAGCGAUGCAUUCCUCAGCUCCCUUUCAUCCUGUAUACAAAAUAUACUGGAUGGCAUAUUAUUACUCUAGCAAAUCUGCAGUUAAGUUUGAAUGUCUGAGAAGCUCUGUGUGACUCUACUGGAAAAUCUCACAUGGACCAUAGGGCCAAUGGUCACGUGAUUCCUUCUCCCCCACCCCACCCCAAUCCCUCGCAAAAGACUUCUUACAGAUUUCAGUGUAAACUAUGUGUGUAAAUAUACAUUCAAGAAUCAUAGGGCACAUUAAUGUACACACUCUCUCGUAUACACACACACACUCUGUCCUCCCUCCCCCUCCCUCCGUUUCCCAGUUGUAUGAAGAUUAGUGAGAAUUCUCAGCCAAGGGCUCUAAGAAAACAUAAAGAGAAAACAAUGAAAGAUAACAAAGUUACCGGUUGUCCACUUUAAGAAAAUAAAUAAUCUGAAUGAUCUUAA